This is a messenger RNA of Penicillium verhagenii, 1038 nucleotides long. RefSeq names its product MDR family NADP-dependent oxidoreductase. Gene Ontology annotation, molecular function: oxidoreductase activity, acting on the CH-CH group of donors, NAD or NADP as acceptor. Lineage: Eukaryota; Fungi; Ascomycota; Eurotiomycetes; Eurotiales; Aspergillaceae. The transcript has a single exon. The coding region runs from base 1 to 1038 and encodes 345 amino acids. The record is from RefSeq and is a predicted model, not a curated record.
AUGUCGAACAAGGCUCUCUUCUUCAGCAAGGUUCCCCAACCUCAGACAUACCCCGCAGCUGGCGAGCAUCUCACCGUCAGUGAAGUCGGUUACGGUCCCGAUGUCGCUGCCCCCGAGAAUGGCGUUGUCCUCAAGUCCCUUUACAGCAGCUUUGACCCCUACAUGCGUGGCCGCAUGCGCGCCCCCGAAACCAAGUCCUACUCUCCCCCCUUCGCUCUCGGCAAGCCGCUAGACACUGCCACCGUUGGCAAGAUUGUUCGCUCCAACAAUGCCGACUUCAAGGAAGGCGACCUCGUGAUCGGCCACUUGCCUUUGCAAGAGUUCGUCGCGCUCGACAGCCCCAACAUGGUGCGCAUCAGAAAUAUUGAGAACCCUCUCGGCUUGGAGGAUAUCCGUGUUUUCUUGGGACCCCUUGGUAUGCCAGGAUUGACCGCAUACUCCUCGCUGUACGAUAUUGGCAAGCCUAAGAAGGGUGAGACCAUCUUCGUCUCUGCUGCCAGUGGUGCUGUCGGUCAGCUGGUCGGUCAGCUGGCCAAGCAUGAAGGUCUGCGCGUGAUUGGAUCCGUUGGCUCGGAUGAGAAGCUCAACUACAUCAUUAACGAGCUUGGUUUCGACGGUGGUUUCAACUACAAGACUGAGAAGCCUGCCGAUGCGCUCAAGCGUCUGGCCCCCGAGGGCGUGGAUAUCUACUACGAGAAUGUUGGUGGAGAGCACUUUGAGGCUGCCCUGAACGCUAUGAACGAUUUCGGCCGUGUCGUUUUCUGCGGUAUGAUCUCGCAGUACAACGCUGCUCCCUACCCCAUCACCAAUCUCAUGCACAUCGUUGCCAAGCGCAUUACAUGCCGUGGCUUCAUCGUCGGAGAUGCGAACAUGGGUCCUGUCUACACCAAGGAGCACCAGAAGAAUGUCCAGCAGUGGAUUAAGGAUGGCUCUUUCAAGGUUUUGAUCCACGAGACCGAGGGUAUUGAGAACUCCGCUCAGGGUCUAAUUGAUAUCUACCACGGCAAGAACUUCGGCAAGGCUGUUCUCAAGUUUUAA